This is a messenger RNA of Myotis myotis, 6068 nucleotides long. RefSeq names its product astrotactin 1 (gene ASTN1). The record is from RefSeq and is a predicted model, not a curated record. The coding region runs from base 27 to 3935 and encodes 1302 amino acids. Gene Ontology annotation, biological process: neuron migration; neuron cell-cell adhesion. Gene Ontology annotation, molecular function: protein binding. Lineage: Eukaryota; Metazoa; Chordata; Mammalia; Chiroptera; Vespertilionidae. The transcript has 23 exons.
GCUGGGAGGAAGGCGCCCGGCUCAAGAUGGCUUUAGUCGGGCUCUGCGCCCUGCUCGCCUGCUGCUGGGGGCCGGCGGUGGUGCUGGCCACGGCAGCGGGCGACGCGGAUCCCUCCAAGGAGCUGGAGUGCAAGCUCAAAAGCAUCACGGUGUCGGCGCUGCCCUUCCUGCGCGAGAACGACCUGAGCAUCAUGCACAGCCCCUCGGCCUCUGAGCCCAAGCUCCUCUUCUCGGUGCGCAACGACUUCCCGGGAGAAAUGGUCGUGGUGGACGACCUGGAGAACACGGAGCUGCCCUACUUCGUGCUGGAGAUCUCAGGGAACACAGAGGACAUCCCUCUGGUGCGCUGGAGGCAGCAGUGGCUGGAGAAUGGCACUUUGCUUUUUCAUAUCCAUCACCAAGAUGGUGCCCCAACCCUUCCUGGACAAGACCCAACCGAAGAACCCCAGCACGAGUCAGCAGAGGAGGAGCUGAGGAUCCUGCACAUCUCGGUCAUGGGUGGCAUGAUCGCGCUGCUGCUGUCCAUCUUAUGCCUGGUAAUGAUCCUGUACACUCGCCGCCGCUGGUGUAAACGCCGCCGGGUCCCCCAGCCCCAGAAGAGUGCCAGCGCUGAGGCGGCCAAUGAGAUCCAUUACAUCCCCUCUGUGCUGAUCGGCGGGCAUGGGCGGGAGAGUCUGCGCAAUGCCCGUGUGCAGGGCCACAACUCCAGUGGCACCCUGAGCAUCCGGGAGACACCUAUCCUGGAUGGCUAUGAGUAUGACAUCACCGACCUGCGCCACCACCUGCAGAGGGAGUGCAUGAAUGGAGGGGAAGACUUUGCCAGCCAGGUCACCCGCACCCUCGACUCCCUGCAGGGCUGCAAUGAGAAGGCUGGCAUGGACCUCACACCAGGGAGUGACAAUGCCAAGCUGUCGCUGAUGAACAAGUACAAAGAUAACAUCAUCGCCACCAGCCCUGUGGACUCCAACCACCAGCAGGCCACACUGCUCUCGCACACCUCCAGCAGCCAGAGGAAGCGGAUCAACAACAAAGCGCGAGCUGGUUCCGCCUUCCUGAACCCUGAAGGGGAUUCUGGCACAGAGACAGAAAAUGACCCCCAGCUGACCUUCUACACUGACCCCUCACGGAGCCGGAGACGCAGUCGAGUGGGCUCUCCCCGAAGUCCUGUGAAUAAGACCACCCUGAUGUUGAUCAGCAUAAGCAGCUGUGUGAUCGGCCUGGUGUGCUCCUCCCAUGUCAGCUGCCCGCUCGUUGUCAAAAUCACCCUGCAUGUCCCUGAGCACCUAAUCGCUGAUGGGAGCCGAUUCAUCUUGCUGGAAGGGAGCCAGCUGGAUGCUAGUGACUGGCUGAACCCUGCCCAGGUGGUUCUCUUCUCUCAGCAGAACUCCAGUGGGCCGUGGGCCAUGGACCUCUGUGCCCGACGGCUCCUGGACCCCUGUGAACACCAAUGUGACCCCGAAACUGGUAGGCGGGAGCGCCGGGCAGCGGGGGAAUGCCUCUGCUACGAAGGUUACAUGAAGGAUCCAGUACACAAGCACCUUUGCAUUCGGAAUGAAUGGGGGACCAACCAGGGGCCUUGGCCUUACACAAUAUUUCAGCGAGGCUUUGACCUGGUUUUGGGAGAGCAACCUUCUGAUAAAAUAUUCAGAUUCACCUACACCCUGGGCGAGGGCAUGUGGCUGCCCCUCAGCAAGAGCUUUGUGAUCCCACCAGCCGAACUGGCUAUCAACCCGUCAGCAAAGUGUAAGACGGACAUGACGGUGAUGGAAGAUGCAGUGGAGGUCAGAGAGGAACUGAUGACCUCGUCCUCCUUCGACAGCUUGGAGGUGCUCCUUGACUCCUUCGGGCCAGUGCGGGACUGCAGCAAGGACAAUGGGGGCUGCAGUAAGAACUUCCGCUGCAUCUCAGAUCGCAAGCUGGACUCUACUGGUUGUGUGUGCCCUUCCGGACUCAGCCCCAUGAAGGAUAGUUCUGGCUGCUAUGACCGCCACAUUGGGGUGGACUGCUCCGACGGCUUCAAUGGCGGCUGUGAGCAGCUGUGUCUCCAGCAGGUGGUACCCUUCCAGGACGACCCCGCCUUGUACAACAUCCUCAUGUUCUGUGGGUGCAUUGAGGAUUACAAACUGGGUGUGGAUGGACGCUCUUGCCAACUUGUCUCGGAGACCUGCCCAGAGGGAGGCGACUGUGGGGAAAGCAGGGAGCUUCCCAUGAACCAGACACUCUUUGGGGAGAUGUUCUUUGGUUACAACAACCAUUCCAAGGAAGUGGCUUCUGGACAAGUGCUGAAAGGAACAUUCAGGCAAAACAACUUUGCUCGAGGUUUAGACCAGCAGCUGCCAGAUGGUCUUGUGGUGGCCACUGUCCCCCUGGAGAACCAGUGCCUGGAGGAAAUCUCAGAGCCCACCCCUGACCCAGACUUUCUGACUGGGAUGGUGAACUUCAGCGAGGUGUCUGGCUACCCCGUGCUGCAGCACUGGAAGGUCCGGUCUGUGAUGUACCACAUCAAACUCAACCAAGCGACCAUCUCUCAGGCCCUCAGCAAUGCUCUCCACUCCCUCGAUGGGGCGACAUCCCGUGGGGAUUUUGUGGCCUUGUUGGACCAGUUUGGUAACCACUACAUCCAGGAAGCUAUCUAUGGCUUUGAGGAGUCCUGCUCUAUCUGGUACCCAAACAAGCAAGUCCAGCGGCGACUCUGGCUGGAAUAUGAAGACAUUAGCAAAGGCAACUCCCCAUCUGACGAGUCAGAGGAGCGGGAAAGAGACCCCAAGGUGCUAACGUUCCCAGAAUAUAUCACCAGCCUGUCGGAGUCCGGCACCAAGCGCAUGGCAGCUGGAGUCCGUAUGGAGUGCCAGAGCAAGGGACGGUGCCCCUCGUCCUGCCCCUUGUGCCAUGUGACAUCCAGCCCUGACACCCCUGCCGAGCCGGUUCUGCUGGAGGUGACCAGAGCAGCCCCCAUCUAUGAACUGGUGCCCAAUAACCAGACCCAGCGGCUCUUGCAGGAGGCCACCAUGAGCUCUCUGUGGUGCUCCGGGACUGGAGAUGUCAUUGAGGACUGGUGUCGCUGCGACUCCACUGCGUUUGGGGCUGAUGGGCUCCCCACGUGUGCACCUCUGCCACAGCCUGUGCUGCGGCUGUCCACAGUGCACGAGCCCAGCAGCACCCUUGUGGUUCUGGAGUGGGAACACUCAGAGCCUCCCAUCGGGGUACAGAUUGUAGAUUACCUCAUCCGUCAAGAGAAGGUCACCGACAGGAUGGACCACUCCAAAGUGGAGACUGAAACGGUGCUGAGCUUUGUGGAUGACAUCAUCUCCGGAGCAAAGUCUCCUUGUGCCAUGCCCUCUCAGGUGCCAGACAAGCAGCUCACCACCAUCUCCCUCAUCAUUCGAUGCCUGGAACCCGACACCAUCUACAUGUUCACCCUGUGGGGUGUGGACAACACAGGACGACGCUCCAGGCCCAGUGACGUGAUCGUGAAGACCCCCUGCCCUGUGGUGGAUGAUGUCAAAGCCCAAGAAAUAGCAGACAAGAUCUACAAUCUCUUCAAUGGCUACACCAGCGGGAAGGAACAGCAGACGGCCUACAACACCCUCCUGGACCUGGGCUCCCCCACCCUUCACCGAGUCCUUUACCACUACAACCAGCACUACGAGAGUUUUGGAGAGUUCACCUGGAGGUGUGAGGAUGAAUUGGGACCCAGGAAAGCUGGCCUCAUCCUUUCCCAGCUUGGGGACCUCAGCAGCUGGUGCAACGGACUCCUGCAGGAACCCAAGAUAAGCUUGCGGCGUGGCUCCCUCCGGUAUCUGGGCUGCCGCUACAGCGAGAUCAAGCCCUAUGGACUUGACUGGUCAGCGCUGAGCCAGGACCUCAGGAAGACGUGUGAGGAGCAGACCCUUAGCGUCCCCUACAACGAUUAUGGAGACAGCAAAGACAUCUAGCACCACGAAGCCAGAGAGAAGCAGGAGAGAGGAGGACAUCUGGGUAGGUUUGUGGGUUUUUAGUAUUUUUUAAUGGAACAUUAAAACCUCCACAGGUGACAUCUAACCCAGGGAGAAACCGACCCUUGCUGCCUGCAGGAUUUCUUCACUAUGUUCUCCAUCUGCAUGACCAGGACACAACCUGCCAGCCAGCGGCCUCAUGCAGCGCCAUUUCAAGUUUAGGGGAUUUCGUUGGGGCUUGUUUUGCAAUUGAUUUGUUGAUUUUUCCCCCAUGGGGUUCAUCCAGGAAGGGCCAGUACCACCAUCAGUGUUUAGUGAACUGAAGUAAUUACCCAUCACAAAAAACUUCUGCCCCCCACCUCGUCCGUACCACAGUCAUUAUGUUGUUGCUAGUAGCUUUGCAAAUCAUUUCUCUGGACACAUAGGAAAGAGGCAUCUUCUUCCCCCACCUGGUUGCCAGGAGGGCACCUGAGUGUUGGCACGGGCAACAGUGGGGGCCUAGCCUUCCAGAAGGCACUUUGCAGGUGACCAGUGACGGCCGCAGCUGUCCCCACACACUCAGCUACCCUGCCCUUGACCAGGGUCCUCGUUUAGAAACAUGAAAGGUCAUGGAGAAGGUGUAAGGCCAGCCACAGAGCGGUGCUGAUCUCUUCUAAACAGUAAUAACAGACCACAUUCACUGAGUGAGUACUAGGCGCCAGACAUUGCUCUCGGUACUUUACAUGUCACCAAAUUCUCACAACAGGCCCCCUCCCCCCAGUGUUAUUCUGAGCUCCUUUUCAGUGAUGAGGAAACUGAGGCAAAGAGAGGGUACGCACCUUGUCCCAAAUACCGCCUCUGGUCUGCCUGGAUGGCAAUGUGAGUUCAGGCUGGCACGCUCCAGAACAAGGCGCUUACCCCGCCAGCGUUGUGCUCAGUGUUGUCUGGGCAGUAGCUGUGAAAUCCAGGGGUUCUGGCCCAGAGAGCCUCCCCCUUUCCCACUCCUUGAGGUGUAGAUGCGCCCACCAUGGGCAGGCAGGGGAGCCCAAUGCACCCUUAACUCUGUAGCUAGAACACCUUUGGGACCACGGGGUCCCCACCCAUGCUGGGAGUGAAGACUGGGCUACGGCUGCGACCUCAGGUCGCUCUCACCCACCCCCCCCUCCUCAAGAUCCACAGGUUCAUCGCACACAAUGGACUGUACCUGCCUCAGAGACCCCCGGCCCAGAGCAAAGGCCUGCAGGAAACUCGGCCAUCCAACGCAGGGCUCAGCUAAGACGCCUCAGGGGAAAGUUUCUCACCAGGAGGAAGAUGCCUGGGCAGUGGGUCACCAACCAAUGGGGUGGCGAGGGAAGGCCACCUUCGCAGCUGCCACUGCGUUCUGUCCUUUAUUCAAGUUUGAGCAGAAAACCAGGUCCACGCAGCAGCGGGAGGCUCCAAGGCUGUCCCUAGUGGUGGGCAAGGUAAGGGCAGGGAGUGACACCCAGCUUGUUUAUUAAUCUUUGCUCUUCCUGUCUGGGACCCAUCCUUCUCCUCCCUUCCUUCCCCAGGAUUCUCUUCCUCCUUGUGUCCCCCUCGCUGCACCAGGCAUGUGCACACACAUAUACACCCACCCACACUACACUUAUACACAUACAUCCCUCCCCUCCCCCCAAUAGCUGGGUUCCAUCUACUUUCACGUUAAAAGUAAGGACUUGAAUGGAGGGUUUGUGCCCUAGAGAGACACGUCGAUCACACCCUGAUGACAUUCCCAAAAUGUGUCCGGAGGAACUCACCUGCCUAGAGAGGGUGAUGGUACCGGGCCAGUAUUCAGCCUCUAGUUUCCAAGCUGCCAAACAAGUCUUAAGGGAGUUGGUCCUGCCCACCAACACUCACCCAGCCUGGUGUCCCCAUGAAUGGACACCGUGAGAGCUGAAACCUUUCCGAGUGUGCAGUCAUUUCCUACGGAAUUUGGUCUGUUAUUUUUAGUUAACCGCAUUUCUUGAUAUUCAAAUGUUCUAUUAAAAAAAUGUGUGUGAAAACCCCCUACUUUACUACUGUAGAAGGAAGAAAGAAUAUGAUUGACCCACUUCAGGUAUAGCAGUAUUGUUUAAAAGAGAAUUAUUGUACGAUUACUAAAAAUGGAACUAAAUAAUAAAGCUGUUAGUAAGUGUC